AUGAGUAUCAGAUCAAAUGUUUUCCCUGCAGUGUUUAAAAUUCUUGAAGGCGAAAAGCAAGCAACUAUCAAGAAUUUCGAACGGUUGCGGCGAGACAAGCCACAUCGAAUGCUAAAUAAAACAACAAUAAUCCAUAGUUUACAGAGCAUACAGAGGGUAAUAUCAGCGGGUUUUCAGAUCAAAUCUCUCGGUAUUACUGCGCCUUUGCAAGCCGAAUCACUGGAUGCCAUAAAGUUUGACUCUCGACAAGUAAUCGAUAAGCUUGACCAAUUCCCGGCUGAACGUUAUUAUGUUACAGAGUUAGCGAGAACGAGGCAGAUUCUGGGCCAACACGCCAAGGUUGGAAAUUGGGAAGUUUACGCAGAGGUUCCUUUUCCUAAUACACAAUUCCCCGAGAAAAUAAACAGGCUAUUAGUACUGGAUCGGAUAGAGAAUCCAGCCAUAGUUGGAAAUAUGAUUAGGACAGCCAAAGCACUCGGGUGGGAUAGCGUGUGCUUGACACCAGGCACGGUCGAUCCGUUUGAUUCGGAGGUUAUGAGGCAUUCGAGAUUAGCUUCGUUAUUUAUCCCGAUCGCGUAUACGCUCAGUCCCAAUUGGAAUGAAUAUGUUAAGCAACACGAUCUCAACAUAAUGUUGUCGCAGAUGGUGCCAAAGGACAUAGUUAAAGACGACGUCAGCGAUAAAAAGACGCCGCUUCAAUUUUGGGACAAUCUGACAAAAAAGCUAGAUACCGAAAGAGGAAUGAAGCUAUUGGCCAGCGGUCGUGUAGCACUUGUUGUCGGCAAGAAACAUAGUAGACGGCGAUAUACUACUUUUCCCAUGGAUUCCUUGUGCGUCGGCAUACCAAUGCUGAACCAUGUAAAGUCAUUGAACACUUCUGUUUCUGGCUCUAUACUUAUGAAUGAAAUAAGUAGACUUAUGGGCUAUGGCGUGCAAGAUGAUCAGACGGUGUCACAGUAA
Messenger RNA from Paraglomus brasilianum, 960 nucleotides. Lineage: Eukaryota; Fungi; Glomeromycota; Glomeromycetes; Paraglomerales; Paraglomeraceae. The record is from the annotation of a GenBank genome assembly.